UGGAACCUCUUAGCCUCAGCAUCCUGAACUGAUAGAAUUAAACAAAUACCGCUUUCUUUGAAAACUUCAGCCUUUAAGAACCAGUCACCUCAAGAUCUCAACAUCAUGAUCUCAGUUUCAACACAAUUGUUCCUAGUUCUCUUUUCAUUGCUUUCGGUGCUGCCUGUUGUUGAAGCAGUAGAAGCCGGAGAUGCAAUCGCUCUCUUGCUCGGUGUGGUUCUCAGCAUUACAGGCAUUUGUGCUUGUUUGCAGGUGUAUGCACCAAAGAGAAACGGACGGAUGUGA
Molecule: messenger RNA, 285 nt
Organism: Physeter macrocephalus (sperm whale)
Lineage: Eukaryota; Metazoa; Chordata; Mammalia; Artiodactyla; Physeteridae
Product: small integral membrane protein 30-like
Exons: 1
Coding region: 106-285 (59 amino acids)
Source: RefSeq, a predicted model, not a curated record